UAGUUCUGUAUUUGACAGGCUCGGAUCUUGACAUCACUUUUGCUCUCUCACGCCGCCCCUCGUUUCCUUAAAAGACGAAGUCUGCAGAGUUGCUGAACGCUGUGGCAAAGUUUUGAGGGGAAGAGUUCGAUCGUUGCCGGCUUCUCGCUCAGCGGAUCUUGAGAGGGAAGAUGGUGCUGUACCACAAAGAGUUUGAAAAUGCUGGAAAAAAUGAAGGGAUCCAGGUGUGGAGAGUGGAACAUUUAGAGCUGGUGCCAGUUCCACAAAGUCUGCAUGGCAGCUUCUAUGUGGGAGACGCUUACCUGGUGAUGCAAACCAUAGUGAGGAGAAACAACUUCUCUUACAAUCUACAUUUUUGGUUAGGCAAAGAGUGCUCUCAGGAUGAAAGUAGCGCCGCGGCGAUUUUUACCGUGCAGAUGGAUGACUAUCUCGGGGGGAAACCGGUUCAGUAUCGAGAGCUGCAAGAUUACGAAUCCAAUACUUUUGUCGGCUAUUUCAAAGGAGGACUUAAGUACAAGGCUGGUGGUGUGGCAUCUGGGUUUACCCAUGUUGUUACAAAUGACCUUUCCGCAAAGAGAUUGCUGCAUAUUAAAGGCAGGAGGAUUGUCAGAGCAACAGAAGUUCCUCUCAGCUGGGCCAGCUUUAAUAAAGGAGAUUGUUUCAUCAUAGACCUGGGAGCAGUCAUUUAUCAGUGGUGUGGCUCAAAGUCCAACAAAUAUGAGCGUCUGAAGGCUGCCCAGGUCGCUGCAGGCAUUCGAGAUAAUGAAAGAAAUGGAAGAGCACAACUUAUCGUUGCUGAUGAAGGUCAGGAGCCAAGUGAUAUCAUUCAGGUUCUUGGUCAGAAACCAGAAUUGAGUGAAGGAAAUGAUGAUGAAGAUUUUGUUGCAGAUGUAUCGAACAGGAAGAUGGCGAAGCUCUAUAUGGUCUCAGAUGCAAGCGGGUCUAUGAAAGUGUCAUUAGUGUCAGCAGAAAACCCAUUCUCAUGUGACUUGCUCUUGAGCGAAGAGUGCUUUAUACUGGACAAUGGAGCAGACAGAAAGAUAUUUGUUUGGAAGGGUAAAAAUGCAAACCCAGGCGAGAGAAAGGCAGCUAUGAAGACUGCUGAGGGAUUCAUAAAACAAAUGAACUACCCACCCAAUAGCCAGAUUCAAGUACUUCCUGAAGGAGGAGAAACUCCAACCUUCAAACAGUUCUUUAAGAAUUGGAAAGACAAAGGUCAAAGCGAGGGAUUCGGAAAAGUGUAUGUCACUGAGACAAUUGCAAAAAUCAAGCAGAUUAAAUUUGAUGCUUCAAAAUUGCACACCAGUCCUCAAAUGGCUGCAAAGCAUAACAUGGUGGAUGACGGUUCAGGAAAGACAGAGAUUUGGCGAGUUGAGAGCAAUGGUCGGAUUCCUGUUGACCCCGGUACAUAUGGACAACUCUUUGGUGGAGACUGUUACAUCAUUCUUUACACAUACAAAUUGGGAGAGAUCAUUUAUACCUGGCAAGGAGCCAAUGCAACUAGAGAUGAACUCACCAUGUCUGCUUUCCUCACAGUUAAUCUUGAUCAGUCACUUGGUGGGCGAGCUGUUCAAGUUCGGGUGACCCAAGGGAAGGAGCCUUCUCAUCUGCUCAGUUUGUUUAAAGACAAGCCACUUAUUAUUUAUAAGAAUGGAACAUCACGGAAAGAAGGACAGGCCCCUGUCUCUUCAAAACGCCUUUUUCAAGUCAGGAGGAAUCUGGCUACUAUUACAAGAAUUGUGGAGGUUGAUGUGGAUGCUCAGUCUCUGAAUUCUAAUGAUGUUUUUGUACUAAAAUUACCAAAUACUGCAUAUCUUUGGAUUGGAAAAGGAGCCAGUGGUGAGGAAGAGAAUGGAGCUAAAUAUCUUACAUCUGUCCUACAAUGCACAGCAACCAGGAUUAAUGAAGGGGAAGAACCUGAUGCAUUUUGGAAUGCUGUUGGCGGCAGGAAGGAGUAUCAAACUUCAACUAUGUUACAAAGCGCUACAGACGACUAUCAGCCUCGCUUAUUUGCUUGUUCAAAUAAAACUGGAUGCUUCAUUAUUGAGGAAGUUCCCGGGGAGUAUACACAAGAUGAUUUAGCUGAAGAUGAUGUCAUGUUAUUGGAUGUUUGGGAUCAGGUCUUUGUCUGGAUCGGCAGUGAUGCCAAUGAAGUGGAGAAAACUGAAUCAGUAAAAUCGGCAAAACAUUAUAUUGAUUCAGAUCCUUCUGGAAGGGACAAAGGGACCCCAAUCAUCAUAGUGAAGCAGGGAUUUGAGCCCCCAACAUUCACAGGUUGGUUCCUUGCCUGGGACUCAAACAAAUGGACAGGAGACAAUAUAAAGAAACAAAUGGCUUCACUCAAAGUGGCAUAGAAUGCAACCAGCUUGUUGUUGUAAUUUAAAAAAAAAAUCAACUGCAAACCUGCGUAAAAAUUAUGUAACCAAUAAAAAAAUGCCUGCUUGAUUCCAAAUGUGAAUGUAUUUCUGCUGUCUUUCCAAUGCUUUUGGUGUACUACUGUUAAUUUGAAAUCUUUAAAUUUUUGUAAUGUUUGCAUUCUGUGAUUGCAGUAAAAUAAUAAAGUGGUUGAUCAGAAACAAUUA
Carcharodon carcharias (great white shark) is the source of this 2582-nucleotide messenger RNA. It is a transcript of the gene scin, whose product is annotated as scinderin. The record is from RefSeq and is a predicted model, not a curated record. NCBI's taxonomy places the organism in Eukaryota, Metazoa, Chordata, Chondrichthyes, Lamniformes, Lamnidae. Gene Ontology annotation, biological process: barbed-end actin filament capping; actin filament severing; actin polymerization or depolymerization. Gene Ontology annotation, molecular function: actin filament binding; phosphatidylinositol-4,5-bisphosphate binding. The transcript has 16 exons. Gene Ontology annotation, cellular component: actin cytoskeleton; cytoplasm. Bases 171 to 2354 code for a protein of 727 amino acids.